AUGAAUCAAACGAAGGAUGGUAACGACCUUGAUCUUAAAGCUAGCAUAAAAAAGCUUGAUAACUUAUUAGAAAUGGUUGAAGAGCUUCGUGCGUCAUUUAUGAGUGUAUGUGAUUAUCUCGGAGAUUUAUUGAAUUCAGGCCAGUUUCAAGAUAAUGCAGAAACAUUGGAACGCGAAAAACGUGGAGAAAAGCCUCUUACUCCAUCGUUUGAUGUAGACAGAUUUGGCAGAAUGAAUGAUUCGUGUUUGAAUACAAUGGAUAAGUUUCUUCAAUUAAUGUCUUCAUGUGGAGAUGAAUUGGAAUAUGCACGGAAAAUUUCGGCCACUUGGGCAGAUAAUUCAUCGAUUCCAGUAAAAAAGUACAAACAUUUAAUAAGAUUUUUGGCAAUGAAUAUUGACGGGAAAUCUGGCGAAACAAUAAAUUAUCAAGAAAAUAUACAGAAAAAUUGUCAACAAGCAGCAAAUAUAUACACUAAAGAGAGUGACGUAUAUUUUAAACGACAUAAAAAAGAUGGCAUUUUCGGGACUACUGAAAUAUACGAUGCUAGCAAACUCAAUAGUGCAAUUGAUGGUUGGUUAGCUGAAGCAAAGCAAAAACCUUACCACGUUGGUAUUGAAAAAGUUGAAUGUGACUUAUCAGGAAGACCAUCUGGUUUAAUGGUUUCAGUAAAUAAUUUAUUAAAAGCUGGGAUAAUACUAAAAUAUAAUGAUAUUAAUGGAUCAUCAGUGUCAUUUGUUCGAUUGAUUAUAAUUGGAUAUCACGAAAAGAAAUCAAUCCGAGAAUUUUCAGAUAUUCUUGUAUUCCAGCGUAUAACGCAAAUUGGACUUGAAUUAUUUAAUAAUUUGGAUCAAAGUGAUCCUAUGCCGAAAUUGCUUGAUUGGAUAUCAAGUUUUCACGAUCUAUAUACAUCUCCAUGGUUUUUAUUGAUGGAAAAUUUUUACCCUUUCAUUAUCAUUGCUAUCGACAAUAGUAAAUGCUUAAAUGUUGAUGAAAAUUUACAUAUAAGACUUUCAGGUGAUAAAAUAAUCAAGACAAUAAAUGCAAGAAUUAAUUACAAUAUUUAUAAUGUAUUGGCAAGAACGUUUUCUUAA
This is a messenger RNA of Dentiscutata erythropus, 1092 nucleotides long. The record is from the annotation of a GenBank genome assembly. Lineage: Eukaryota; Fungi; Glomeromycota; Glomeromycetes; Diversisporales; Gigasporaceae.